AUGGCUCAUAUAGUCAAAGAAAGCAACAAGUUUCAUGGCUUUAUGAUAGCAGGUAAAAUACUCCAUCCACACUCUCGUUUCUUGCAAUGGCAGGACACAGAUGUAAAAGAAAUGUACUCAUUUUUGGCUUUAGUUAUGCUGAUGGGGCUCACUCCAAGGGAAAAUUAUAAGGAAUACUGGUCGACAGAUCCACUUCUUCGCCAGCCUAUUUUCAGUAAAAUCAUGUCAGUAAACAGGUUCAUUGCUUUGCUACAGGCCUUACACUUCCAAGAUAACACUCAGCCAACUGAUGAUGACAAAAUGAGAAAAAUAAGGCCCAUCUUUAACUACAUUUGCCAUAGUUUCAAGUCAUCAUUCAAACCAUUUCAAAAUUUAGUUAUUGAUGAAAGUUUGGUUCUGUGGCGUGGUAAUAUACACUUUCGCCAGUACAUCCCAUCCAAGCGCCACCGAUUUGGCCUAAAACUAUUUGUUCUUUGUGACUGUGAAACUGGCUUCAUUUUGGACAUGAUUUUGUACACUGGGGCAAGAACAAACAUCAAAGAGAAUAAGAAGUUGGGCAUAUCAGGAAGCGUUGUCAGUACCAUGCUUGAGUCUUACCUUGGUCAAGGACAUAUACUUUUUGUUGACAACUGGUACACCAGUCCUACACUGCUCCACUAUCUGCAUGAGAGAAUGACUGGGGCCUGUGGUACGGUAAAGCCAAAUCGCAAGUUUAUGGCCAAAUUCCCCAUCGGACUGCAGAAAGGCGAUGUUGUUCACAAGCAGGCAAACAACAUUCUUGCAGUGAAAUGGAAGGACAAGAGAGACGUUCAUCUCCUCACCAGUGUCCAUGAACCAAAGUUGCAAACGAGUGAGAACAUUGACCAUUCCACAAAAACCUUCAUCGACAAACCUGAAUGUGUUAUUGUCUACAACCAAAACAUGCGCCUUGUAGAUAAAAGUGACAGCAUGAUGUCAUCUGUGGAAUGUUCAAGGAAAACAAUGAAAUGGUACAAAAAGAUGUUUUUUCAUCUGAUUGACUGUGCUGUCCUCAACGCCCAUAUUCUAUACCAGGUCAAAACUGGCGAGAAGCCGACACUCCAUGACUUCACAAGGGAGGUAAUAAGACAGCUUCUUGAGCAGUAUUCGGAGCCUCUUCCUACAGCAGGACGACGACGAGCAUCUCAUGGUGACGAUCCUACACGUCUCACAGGUCGUCAUUUUCCCAAGUAUAUCCGACCUACAGCUGCCAAGAAAAACGCCCAAAAGCCUUGCCACGUCUGCCGCACCACCACACUCCGGCCAAAGCAACGCAAAGAUACGAGGUUCAUGUGUGUGCCCUGCGACACGGCUCUUUGUCUGGACCCGUGUUUUGAGGUAUAUCACACUCUCAAGAUAUACUAG
This is a messenger RNA of Scylla paramamosain (green mud crab), 1383 nucleotides long. RefSeq names its product piggyBac transposable element-derived protein 4-like. Bases 1 to 1383 code for a protein of 460 amino acids. The record is from RefSeq and is a predicted model, not a curated record. The transcript has a single exon. NCBI's taxonomy places the organism in Eukaryota, Metazoa, Arthropoda, Malacostraca, Decapoda, Portunidae.